Bufo gargarizans (Asiatic toad) is the source of this 4650-nucleotide messenger RNA. It is a transcript of the gene INPP5D, whose product is annotated as inositol polyphosphate-5-phosphatase D. Lineage: Eukaryota; Metazoa; Chordata; Amphibia; Anura; Bufonidae. The transcript has 27 exons. The record is from RefSeq and is a predicted model, not a curated record. Gene Ontology annotation, biological process: phosphatidylinositol dephosphorylation. Gene Ontology annotation, molecular function: phosphatase activity. The coding region runs from base 127 to 3402 and encodes 1091 amino acids.
AGAACAUUCAUUUGGGCUCCUGAACAAGUGCAGUAUUUGUGAGCUGCACUGUCUGCGGGGUCCUGACUCUGCAGUGAGGACGAUCAGAGGGAGGCCUCUGCAAAUACUGCAUUCCCACUUCCUGACAUGUCUUUCUGCUGGUAUCAUGGGAACAUCACUCGCUCCAAAGCAGAAGACCUGCUGUCACAGGCUGGCAAGGAUGGCACUUUUCUUGUGCGAGAUAGUGAAUCUGUGUGUCGGGCAUAUGCUCUCUGUGUGCUAUACCAGAAGUGUGUGUACACCUAUAGGAUUUUACAGAACAAUGAAAAGCAGCUUUCCGUGCAGGCAUCUGAAGGAGUUCCCAUGCGCUUUUUCACAAACCUACAGGAGCUGAUUGACUUUUACAAAAAGGAAAAUGUAGGACUGAUCACAAAUCUACAAUACCCCGUACUGCAAGAGGAAGAGGGUCCUGAAGAUCCCGAUGAGGACCAGGAGCCCGCUCCCCCGAAUGUACCCCCAAGAACCUUUAUCCCUACAAUGGCAUCAACAGAAAUAAAAGAGUGCCCAUUGACUCCAGAAAAAGCUGAUUUUGGAAAUAACUCCUUUCUACUGUCUGACACAUUGUUACAGAGGAUGCAAGACAUUGACACUCGCAGUGUAUCUGAGGAGCACUUACAGGCAAUUCAUCAGUACCUGUGUCUUCACAUGACCAGCGAUUAUGAGAUGGUGCGCAAUGGAUGUCAGAACCUUCCUCAGUUCAAAAAGCUUCUGAUGACUCUCUGCACAGGGCUGUACAGUGAAAUCACCCGUACGCUGCCGGCGCUGGAGUCCCUGCAGAACACAUUGGAGCCCCAGUUCUCCCCUGGAUUCAGGCAGCGCUCCCCUCUACCCGGUGACCCCAGCACAAGUAGCAUGAUGAGCAAACUCAACCAGCUGAGCUCUAUGGUGUCCAGCCUUGAGGAGAAGGUAAAAACAGUAUUAAUGGAAGGGGCUGCAGUGAAACACCGCAGAUCGCUCAUACCCCCCAUAAUAUUUGAGGUUAAAGUGGAUUCUUUGGGCAUAUCUCAAAAGACUCACCUGAAAGUAGAUGUGGAAACUGGAAAACUUAUCAUCAAGAAGGCAAAAGAUGGGCCAGAUGAUAAAUACUACGCCAGCAGGAAAAUUCUGCAAUUGAUCAAGUCCCAAAAGUUGCCAAAUAAACUGGUAAUUGUCCUUGAAACAGAAAAGGAAAAAAUACAACGUAAGGAAUAUAUUUUUGCAGAUUCCAAGAAACGGGAGGGAUUCUGCCAGCUUCUCCAGCAGAUGAAGAACAAACAUUCUGAUCAGCUGGAGCCUGACAUGUUGAGUAUCUUCACAGGGACGUGGAACAUGGGAGAUGCUCCUCCACCAAAGAAAAUUACCUCCUGGUUCCUCUGCAAAGGGCAAGGCAAGACACGCGACGAGACAGCCGAUUACAUAGAACAUGAUAUUUAUGUGAUCGGUACACAGGAAGAUCCUCUGAAUGAGAAAGAGUGGGUGGAAAUAUUGCUUCGCUCUCUAAAUGAAAUCACUAAUGUGGAGUACAAAUUGAUUACAAUCCAGACCCUCUGGAACAUACGAAUUGUGAUCCUGGCAAAGCAAGAACAUGCUCACCGGAUCAGCCACAUUUGCACAAACAGCGUAAAGACAGGAAUCGCCAACACGCUGGGUAACAAAGGAGCAGUUGGUGCCUCAUUUAUGUUCAAUGGGACAUCAUUUGGUUUCAUUAACAGCCACCUUACUUCAGGGAGCGAAAAGAAACUCAGGAGGAAGCAGAAUUACUUUAACAUACUGCGUUUCCUGGUUCUGGGUGACAAGAAGCUGAACCCUUUCAACAUCUCACAUCGAUUUACUCAUCUUUUUUGGCUUGGAGAUCUUAACUAUCGUGUUCAACUGCCAAACAGUGAGGCAGAAAACAUUGUUCACAAGAUAAAAUUACAGCAAUACCCAGAACUUCUGGCUUAUGACCAGUUAAAUAUGGAACGCAAGGAAAGUCAAGUCUUCCUCCUCUUCAAUGAAGAAGAGAUCACAUUUCCUCCAACUUACCGCUAUGAGCGAGGAACAAGAGAACGUUACUGUUACACCAAGCAGAAAGCAACAGGAAUGAAGUACAAUUUACCUUCUUGGUGUGACAGGGUGCUAUGGAAAUCAUACCCCCAGAUGCAUGUUGUAUGUCAGUCCUAUGGAUGCACAGAAGAUAUAAUGACUAGUGACCACUCACCUGUAUUUGCCACAUUCCAAGUUGGAGUAACAUCCCAGUUUGUCUCAAAAAACAAUCCAGGUGAUUCAGAUGUACAAGGAUAUAUUGAGCUGCUGAACUGCAAGGCGACGCUGCACACCAAGAGCCACACCAAGUUCUACAUAGAAUUCCAUUCAUAUUGUCUAGAAAAUAUGGUGAAGAGCUCAGAGGCUGAAGAUCAGGAGGGUGACAGUGGCACUUUAGUAGUUAAGUUUGGAGUUCUCCCAAAGCUAACACCAAUCAUCUCAGAUCUUGAGUACCUCCUGGACCAGCAUCUUCUGAUCUGUAUCAAGUCUUCAGACACUGACGAGUCAUACGGUGAGGGAUGCAUCGCUCUCCGUAUGGAAGAUCCACAACAGCAACAGUUCCCAUUCCUCACCCCUCUGACACACCAUGGAGAGGAGACGGGUCACUUUCAGGGGGAAAUCUGUCUGCAAGCAGCCUGUGGGAAGCAGAGAGAGAAGCUUUACGAUUUUGUGAAGAUUGAGAAAGAUGAAACGGUAGCACAGAAGCAACAGAUAAAAGCACAGUGCAGUCAGCCGUGGGACCAGUCGUCCAGAGGUGGAAAAAUGGCCCGAGUGCGAGGAGCUCCACUGUGCACCGCAGAGAUAUUUAGCAGUACAGACCAGGCGGCCCCGGCAUUAAGUAACCAGGUAAAGCAGAGUCCCCCAAAUACCCCACAGGGAUUUAAAGGGUCUGAGCACCGAAGCAAACCAAGCUCCCCGGUAAUGGGUCGCGGGGACACACCAAUCACUCCCCCUGCUCGCUCUUCUACACCUAGUCAAAAAUUUGUAACUUGCAGCAGUGCUCGAGGAGCUGCGAACAUUCGUCAGCAGGAUCCUGUCCGUUCUACAGGUCAGCCUGACAUGCCAGAGAUGGUUGAUAAUCCCCUAUACGCUCCCGUGAACAGUGGCUCUCAUCAACCACCAGCACAAUGCCGACCACCGAAGCCACCGGAACCUGCUGCCCGUACCGCUCCUGCCAUUCGCCAGCGAUCUAUGACUUAUUCAUCUUCCGACAAGAAACCUGUUGCCCCAGAUAAAACUGCAGCAAAGCACAUGGCGUCUAUUAACCUCAUCCGUCCUGAACAAGUUCCAUCUAUAUCCAAGCCUCGUCCUCCUCUUCCUGUAAAACUCCAGGGUGGCCGUGACGGUCAGCACACUUAGCUGUCAUUCCUUGAAGCACAGUUUUUCAGAUGAUGUAUUUUAUCCAAAUGAUAUUGUAGUUUUUGACACAUUCCAUCCAGGGAAAAAAAAUUCUGAAUGUUCUUCUUUUCCAUUCCAAUCACUGAAAUAGAAAUACUUUAUUUUGAAAUAGAUGAUGGAAGCUCCCCUUUUGAUUUUCAAUGUCUAUAUAGAUAUACGUAUAGUCAACAUGUUUUCAAUCUUAUAUUUCCUUAUUGUAUUUUACCGUAUUUUCAGCUUGUUUAACGUAAACAGAAAACACUGUUGUUUCUUGGAAACCAACAACAAGCAGGUUUUGUGCUGUUGACAGAUCUUAUUAGGGCAUCUUUCUAAUUAUAUAUUUGUGCACAUGUGAACACCCAAAUAUUAAGGUGCUAAUAUACCAACUGGACCCACAAACAUAUCAGCAAAUAUUACCCUUGGGCACAAAAUAAUUGCCAAAUCUGUCAACAGCAACCAGUUGGUGGUUUCUAAAGGGCAACAACAGUAAAACAAUGCUUUUACAUUUGCUGCCUAUAUACUGUAGCUACUUCAAAGGAAAUCAAAGGUGGAGCUUCGGUCAUUAACAUUACUGUACAGGAAACCAGCAUUUUACACAGGUCUAUUUGAUGGUUACAGUCUAAUAAUCUUGUAUCACGCAAUCCUUGUGCAUUCCAUAUUGGUAUAAAAAAAAAAACAUAUUACCUUCAGAUAAUAUAUUACCUUGUGUACGGAAUGUUGGACAGGAGCUUCAGAUCUGAAGACUGUCACUGAUCUCUUGAUGUAUGCUUACAUUGAUGGUGUUUUACAUGAUAUACUGUAUGUAUUUUAUGCUAUACACAUAUUGUACUUGGGGCUCGUAACAGAAAAAUCCACUGGAGUGGAUAAGACUAUGUUCUACAGUAUAAAGAAGUGGAGCUUGCAUUUUAAAGGGGUUGUCUGCCGGGAUAAAGGGGCAGUAGGAGUUAAAAAAAGAAGCAUUAUUCACAUCACGGUUCCCCUACCUCUGCCUUACCGGGUCUCCACUGAUCUCCUCCUCCUGGUCCAGUAGGAGAUGCCCAUUCAGCCAAUGACUGGCUGCAGCUGUGACCCGCCUUAGUUUGUGAUUGGAUGAAUGGGCAUUUCUUGCCAUUUCCUGUGUGUUGAGUCUGACUGAGGAAGCAGAGACCAGUGGGGACCCAUGAAGUCCUGGAACGGUAAGGGCAGGGGAUCCGAGAGGUGGUAAGUAAUGGUUAUUUUACUUUUUUCCAA